This is a messenger RNA of Durio zibethinus, 2125 nucleotides long. RefSeq names its product pectinesterase-like. Gene Ontology annotation, molecular function: enzyme inhibitor activity; pectinesterase activity. Gene Ontology annotation, biological process: cell wall modification. The record is from RefSeq and is a predicted model, not a curated record. NCBI's taxonomy places the organism in Eukaryota, Viridiplantae, Streptophyta, Magnoliopsida, Malvales, Malvaceae.
UCCACAAGUUGGCCACCUUACUCUCUAAUCAACAGCAAUCAGCAACCUUAUUUAAGAGCUUAGCAACUGGCCUCUUUGCACCUGCCAGUCUCUAAACUCUCUCCUUUUCUCCCCUCUCUGUUCUCCAGUUGUCUUCCAUUUCCAACGUCAAAAACUAGCAUCAGAUAUGUACAAUCCUAAUGGAAGAUCGAAGACCUUGCAUGUUCUUUUACCCAUUUCAGCACUUGUCUUAGUCCUGCUUUCGUCGGUAACUCUUCUAUUAAAGAGCCCCAAAACCACACAAAUCCAGCAUUUUCAUGUCCACAAUCAUCUGCAAAUUGCUCACUCAGCAUGUGAAGGCACCUUAUAUCCCGACCUUUGCGUCUCCACCAUCUCCGUUCUCCCAGAUCUAGCCUCCAAAUCACUCCCGGAGCUCAUCUCAGCAAUCCUGAACCAAACCAUGUACGAGGUCAGACUCUCCUCUUCAAACUGCACCAACAUUGAAAAGAGACUCAAAAGUUACAACACAUUGGAAGAGACAGCUAUAAACGAUUGCCUGGAGCUUUUUGAUAACACCCUGGCGGAGCUGAAAGUAGCCCUGACUGAUCUCGCCCCGAAAAAAUUAGCCGUCUCCAAGAACUACAACGACUUACAGACAUUUUUAAGCGCAGCAAUGACGAACCAGGACACGUGUCUUGAUGGGUUCGCUCAUAGCAAAGGAAAUAUUAGGAACAUUAUCAAAAGAGGUCUGCACAACAUAUCUCAUCACGUUAGCAACUCUCUUGUCAUGCUCAACAAAGUCCCUAGUGUUAACAUAUCCAAAUCCGAGGUUUUCCCUGAAUACGGACACGUGAAAAACGGGUUCCCAGAAUGGUUAUCCCGGAAAGAUCGAAAACUUCUACAGACUUCAGUAAAUGAAACCAAAUUCGAUCUGAUAGUUGCCGAGGAUGGCACUGGAAACUUCACUACGAUCACCGACGCUGUUGCAGCAGCUCCAAACAACAGUGACACAAGGUUUGUGAUAUAUAUAAAAGCCGGGGCUUAUUUUGAAAAUGUAGAGGUGGAAAGGAAGAAGAAAAUGCUGAUGUUUGUGGGAGAUGGGAUCGGGAAGACAGUAGUGAAGGCCAGCAGAAAUGUCGUUGAUGGCUCUACGACUUUCCGUUCGGCAACCGUCGCUGUGGUGGGUAACGGAUUCAUAGCCAAGGGGAUGACCUUUGAGAACUCAGCAGGGCCAAGCAAACACCAAGCGGUGGCUUUAAGGAGUGGGUCAGACCUCUCUGCAUUCUAUAAGUGCAGCUUCGUUGCUUACCAGGAUACUCUCUACGUCCAUUCCCUCAGGCAAUUCUAUCGUGAAUGUGACAUAUAUGGUACAGUUGACUUCAUCUUUGGCAACGCAGCUGUGAUUUUCCAAGGCUGCAAUUUAUAUGCUCGUAAACCGAAUCCAAACCAAAAGAACAUUUUCACAGCUCAAGGAAGAGAAGACCCUAACCAAAACACUGGGAUUUCAAUUUUGAACUGUAAGAUUGCUGCUGCUGCGGAUUUAAUCCCGGAAAAAUCAUCGUUCAAAACGUAUUUGGGGCGUCCCUGGAAAGAGUAUUCCAGGACAGUUAUUAUGAAUACAUACAUUGAUGAUUCGGUGGAUCCUACUGGAUGGUUAGAAUGGAAUGGGACAUUUGCAUUGAGUACCCUUUAUUAUGGGGAGUAUUUGAACAGAGGCCCAGGGUCGAAUACGAGUGCAAGAGUAACUUGGCCUGGUUAUAGGGUCAUCAACAGCUCGACUGAGGCACGUCAGUUCACUGUUGGGCUAUUUAUACAAGGAAACGAGUGGUUGAAUUCUACUGAUAUUCCGUUCUCUCUAGAUUUGAGUUGAAAUUGAAAACUAAAUGUCACUUAACUUCUUUUUUUUUUUUUUUUGUAAGUAAUUUGCUUUUGUUUUGGUUUGAUCAAGGUAGCCGCACCACAUUCUGAUCAACUACCAUCACAUGUCAAAUUGCUUUUCUGAUAGAAUUAAUAAAAUGCUUUAGUUUAGGAGAUUUUGCUCGUAUAAAUUGUUUGCAAUUCAUUUAAGAAUUUUAAAUCAAAAUUCACCGACCAAAGAAGAGUUAGGGUGGGGGUGGCAUUGGGGGUUCAGUAAUCAGAGCAGAUU